Trachemys scripta elegans is the source of this 3346-nucleotide messenger RNA. RefSeq names its product glutamate ionotropic receptor NMDA type subunit associated protein 1 (gene GRINA). The record is from RefSeq and is a predicted model, not a curated record. NCBI's taxonomy places the organism in Eukaryota, Metazoa, Chordata, Testudines, Emydidae. The coding region runs from base 406 to 1479 and encodes 357 amino acids. Gene Ontology annotation, biological process: negative regulation of apoptotic signaling pathway. Gene Ontology annotation, cellular component: endoplasmic reticulum; Golgi apparatus; membrane. The transcript has 7 exons.
CUCGCUGUCGCUGCCUGACAGGGUUUCUCUCCCGCCCCCUGGAUGGAGCGGGUUUAUUUAUUGCAGCUGGGAGAAGGGUAUCUUCCAGGCAGGGCUGGAGGCCGCUGAGAAGGAAACUGCUGCGCUGUAGACUCUGCCUGGCAUUUCUGCCAGUGACUCAGCAGGCUGUGCCACCUCCCCGCUCGGGAAUCGGGCUCCGCUCUGGGGAGGAGGACCCCCCCACCCCCUUCUCCGCUCCGCUCUGGUGGCUGAGAAGAUAACGGCCUGAUCUGGGCCUUCCUCUCCGCACAGCUCCGGGACCACCAGGCCUGCGCACGGACUCUGCUUGCUGCGGCAUUGGCAGCACUGACGCCCUAAACCGACACCACCCAGGGCCCACUGAAGCGGCAGUGAGCGCCUGGGAACAUGUCCCACGAGAAGAGCUUCCUGGUGUCGGGCGAUGGCUUCGCCGCUCCAAGCCCUGCCUUCCCUGGGCAGCAGCCUCCUGCCCCGCCAGCCUACGCACAGCCCCCCUACCCAACAGCACCCUAUCCACAGCCCCAGUUCCAGCCAGGACCUUACAACCAGCCGGGCUUUCCGCAGGGCCCGUACCCUCAAGGGCCUGGGCCGUACCCACCGGCCCCGUAUGCUCAGGGGCCGUAUCCACCAGCAGGCGCGUAUCCUCAGGGGCCGUAUCCAUCAGGGCCGUAUAUGCAGCCGCCAUACGCCCAGCCACAGCCCAUAGUCUCAGAGGACCAAGGCUCUCCGCUGCACAGUAACUACCAUGAGGACGGGCCGCCCUCGUACUACGACAACCAGGACUUCCCCAUCACCCACUGGGACGACAAGAGCAUCCGCCAGGCCUUCAUCCGCAAGGUGUUCCUGGUGCUGACCCUCCAGCUGAGCGUGACCUUGGCCUUCGUGGCCAUCUUCACCUUUGUGAAGGGCAUGAAGGGCUUUGUGAGGCGAAAUGUCUGGAUGUACUAUGUCUCCUACGCCAUCUUCUUCAUCUCACUGAUCGUGCUGAGUUGCUGUGGGGAGUUCCGCCGCAAGUACCCCUGGAACCUGGUCGCCCUGUCCAUCCUGACUCUCAGCCUCUCCUACAUGGUGGGGAUGAUCGCCAGCUUCUAUCAAACGGACGCCGUCAUCAUGGCCGUGGGCAUCACGGCCAUCGUCUGCUUCACCGUUGUCCUCUUCUCCCUGCAGACCAAGUAUGACUUCACCUCCUGCCGGGGCGUGCUGAUCGUCUGCCUGGUGGUGCUGAUCCUCUUCUCCAUCCUGUGUAUCUUCAUCCGGAACCGCAUCAUGGACAUCGUCUACGCCUCGCUGGGAGCCCUGCUCUUCACCUGCUUCCUGGCGGUGGACACUCAAAUGCUACUGGGGAACAAGCAGUUGGCCCUGAGCCCGGAGGAGUACGUCUUCGCCGCCCUCAACCUCUACACGGAUAUUAUCCAGAUCUUCCUCUACAUCCUCGCCAUCAUCGGCCGGGCCAAGGACUAGUGCGCGCCCGCUGCUGCGGAGAGUAGGGUAACCUGCCCCUGUGCCAGCCCCACCUCACUGCGUGUCACUGCCCCCACCCCAGCCCUGCUCCCCCAUAGCCAUUUGGUGUGGUGUUUUCAUGGCAUCUCGUUGUUGGUUCUCGUGUUCUAGUUAUUUUGACCCAUGGUCCCCUCACCAGCUCUUCAGGGAGGACAGUGGGGCGGGGGGCAGCUGAGCGGCAGUGGGCUCAUGGUUUUGGAAGGACCCGUCCUGGGCAAUCAUGGGAUGAGGGACGCUCUCCAUCCUUCGGCUGCCCGUGCUGUGUGGGGCAGGGCGGGGGUGUAUACAUCGCUUUGCUCUGCACCAUGUCAGGAGCUGCUGUCUUGCUUCAGGGAAUGUUGCUGCCUGGUUGAGUCCCAAGCAUGCUGCUCCUGCCCUCUGGCAGCCCCCCUCCUCCUCCACGGAUGUGCCCAGCUCCCUGGCAGCCAGGGGCAGCUCUUUGGCCGCCACUGCUCCUCUCCGCUGUCACUAGCCAGCUGCGUCCCCAGCCUCCCAGUGGUGAAUGGAUUGAAACCCUCUCUGGCCCCACGCAGGCAGAUCAGGCCUUUAGUGAGACGACCAGAGAGAGUUCAAAGGCAGGCUCUAUUAGCGCCUGGCCCUGGAGAUCUGGCAUGCUGGGCGGUGCCUCCCAAGCGCAGCCCCUGCCGGGCCUGACAGCACCUGCCUGAUUUCACUACAGUUGGUCAUGAAGAUGUUUGAGACCCUGAACCGGUGGUGGUGGUGGGCUGAGUGCAGGCCGCUCCCUGGAGUGCCCAGGUGUGCAGCCCCCUUGAGACUGCUUCCCAAGGCACUGUGUGUGGCUGGCCUGGGGGUGAGCGCAGGGAUCUGCCCAGUUCCCCUCCCACGAGCACAUGGUGUGGGCUGCGCCGGGGCCCUGCCUUCCCUUUCCAUGCAGCCCAGCUCCCUCCUGCUCCGAGCAGCCGGAGGCUGGGUCCCGGGGUCCCUGUUGUUCUGUAUGUGACUGGCUGCUGCUGUUAAUAAAGCUCUGUUUAGCUGUGAGACCGGCACCUGUCCAGACUCUCCUUUCACCAUCCCAGCCCUCUCCUGGGGCGCCCCCAGCAGGAGCAGCGUCUGUGCCGCCGCCUGCCCAGAGGCCUGGCUAAGCAAGCGGCACCAGGAGAGACCUGGGUGAGGCUGGGCCUGCGGAGCAGUGCUGGUGACCCCUGCUGGGCAGCCCAGAGACAGCUUCGCCAUCCCCUCCCCACACCAAUCCCUGGGGCCAGGGGGCUGCAUUCCUGGAGCUGUGCAAACCUCUCCUGCCCUGUGUGCCAGCCCACUUGGCAGCUAGACACCGAAGGGAGUAAGGGGCUGGCUGAGGAGGUUCUCACUCUAUAGCAGGGUUACUAGCCCUUGGGCUCCGGGCCCCCUCGGGGCCGGGGGAGAGGACUUCAGCAGAGUAACAAGCACGUGUGCCUGCCCCCCACACCUGGGGGUAUCAUGGGGUUAGUGGGGGGGCCUUCUGCACUGUCUGGGCCCAGGUGUGCUACGUGAUGCAGCCAGCGGAGGCCAGCACCGAGGGAUCGAUCCCAGAGCCCCUCCCGCCCUCUGGAGCAAGGGAAGGCCCUGACAGACCCUGGGGCCCUGUAGGGGCAGGGGUCCCAACAGCCCCCUGGGCCCCAACCACACAUACAGUCUCCUGGUAGCACAGGUGGGCCGUGAGCACUGCUGAGCUGCCUGGACUCCAGGGGCAGGAGGUUCUGGGGCAUGGCACUCAAGUGGGGUCCCUGCACUGCUGCAUGCUGCCUGGCUGUCCUUGUGCCCCGAGCCCAGUGCCACUCGGCACUCGCUGUAUAAACAGGAUGUCCUAAUAAAGUGAGAAUGUACAAAG